Molecule: messenger RNA, 1532 nt
Organism: Pangasianodon hypophthalmus (striped catfish)
Lineage: Eukaryota; Metazoa; Chordata; Actinopteri; Siluriformes; Pangasiidae
Gene: exosc9
Product: exosome component 9
Exons: 12
Coding region: 114-1298 (394 amino acids)
Biological process (GO): nuclear mRNA surveillance; U4 snRNA 3'-end processing; U1 snRNA 3'-end processing
Cellular component (GO): cytoplasmic exosome (RNase complex); nuclear exosome (RNase complex)
Source: RefSeq, a predicted model, not a curated record
UUUGCUACGCUGUCGUCAUUAAAUCGCGCAGGAGGCCGCUCAUGCUGAGAAAAGAAACGUGAACGACUUAUUUUAUAAACUGUAUAUACAUUUGCCACAUUAGAGCGGCAAAUAUGAGGGAAACUCCUUUAUCAAACUGCGAGAGAGUCUUUCUCCUUAAAUCUAUCGAGCAAAAAAAGCGCUUGGAUGGAAGGCAAAGCUACGACUACCGCGAUAUAAAAAUCACAUUCGGAACAGACUACGGCUGCUGUACAGUCAGUCUGGGGAAAACGAGGGUGUUGGCUCAGGUGUCGUGCGAGUUGGUCCCGCCAAAAGAUUCCCGUCCCACCGAGGGCCUCAUGUUUUUUAACUUGGAGCUUUCUCCGAUGGCAUCGCCCAGUUUUCAGUCCAACAGGCAGUCAGAGUUGUUAGUGACACUGAACAGGCAGCUGGAGAGAUGUCUGAGGAACUCCAGAUGCAUCGACACGGAGUCUCUGUGUGUCAUCUCAGGAGAAAAGGUGUGGCAGAUUCGAGUGGACGUUCACGUUCUGAAUCAUGACGGGAAUUUGAUGGACGCAGCGAGCGUCGCAGCCAUAUCGGCCCUCUGUCACUUCAGAAGGCCGGAGGUCGCCAUCCAGGGCCGAGACAUCACUGUGUUCAGCCCGGAAGAAAGGGAUCCGGUUCCGCUGAGUGUUUACCACAUGCCUAUUUGUGUGAGCUUCGCCUUCUUCCAGCAGGGCACGUAUUUGCUGGUGGAUCCGUGUGAGAAAGAGGAGCUGGUCAUGGACGGACUCCUGGUCAUAGCCAUGAACAAACACAGAGAGAUCUGCUCCAUUCAGUCCAGCGGAGGCAUCAUGCUACUCAAAGACCAGGUUCUGAGGUGCAGCAAAAUAGCCAGUGUGAAAGUGUCAGAAAUCACUGAGCUCAUCAGUAAAGCCUUGGAAAACGACAGACGAGUCAGAAAAGAAGGCGGCAAGUUCGGCUUCGCAGAGUCCGUAGCUAAGGAGCGAAUCACAGUCCUGACAAGAGAGGAAGCUCCGCUGGAGGUGACGGACGUCCAGGCGACAGCUGAUGAAAUCAUCAGCAAAGCGGACGCUCCUCCUGAAACCGUGCCCUCCCCUGUCAUUGUAGCCAAUGGAACUGGACAGGUGGGGGAGGGGCUACAGAACACUUGGGGUUUGGAAGAAGACGAUGAGGAAGAGGAGAUGUCUGACGUAACUGAGCGGGAGAAGAAGAAAGAUGAAGUGAUGGUCAUCUCAGACAGUGAAGAAGAAGAAGUUGUGAUUUUGAAUCAAGACGAGCAAAGCAAACGCUCGUAACUCCGAAGAGGAAAACUGUGAAAGAGAGAAGACUGUUCUCCGUGUGUGUAACCGCUUACACUCUAGCCGAUGUUUCCAGCCUGUCAUUACUCAAGAAUAACAAGAAGAUGGCAUGAAAGCUGGCUUUCUCUUCAGUGCCUUUAGAUUGAUCAAAUUGAUCAUUUCUUGGGCAUCAAAGGAAGACAAAUAAGAGUUAAAUAAAUGUUUCUUUUUUAUUAAAACUGUUUGAUUCAC